AUGGACACGGGCAACACAUCAGAUUACCGCAACUGUUGGUGCAAAUCGGACAAAAUGACUGCACAUACGCACAGCAAGUCCUAUUCCCGACGCGGAUGCCAUACGAAAGGUGGCUAUAAAAUAGCAUACACAUACUCCCACAUCACAACACAAAAGCAAACAAGUGAGACGUACCCGCUGAAUCAGACGGUCGUCAUCUUGUUUGAUGUCGAUGUUCAUCAGGACGUUGGGGAAAGCUUCAAAACUCGCUCAAAAGGUAUCCGUCAGGAGGAUCAGAUUCCCGAAAAUAACCCCAGAAUGCCUAAGACUUGCUGGAAACCGCCAACUCCACCAAAAUCACUUCAGCAAUGCGAAGAAAGCCAACUACCGACCGCACAUUCAAGCAGCCGGUCAGCGACGACUGAUGAUCCCAGGUUCUUAGAGGAACUGAACUACUUUCCAAGUACUGAGCUCGUCGUCCAAAGUGACGUUUCUGUAAAUGCACGGAUUCCAUUUUUCGUGGAUUGUUUGACUACCACCCGUCCUCCUUGGAUUGGAAAUCAAAGGACGCACAUUCCCACCCCGAAAGUCCCCUCCAUCCCCAAGCGUUCACUAUCCAGCAGCGCUCUGUCAUCAUGA
Molecule: messenger RNA, 618 nt
Organism: Opisthorchis viverrini
Lineage: Eukaryota; Metazoa; Platyhelminthes; Trematoda; Opisthorchiida; Opisthorchiidae
Exons: 3
Coding region: 1-618 (205 amino acids)
Source: RefSeq, a predicted model, not a curated record